Molecule: messenger RNA, 10405 nt
Organism: Bactrocera oleae (olive fruit fly)
Lineage: Eukaryota; Metazoa; Arthropoda; Insecta; Diptera; Tephritidae
Gene: sev
Product: receptor protein-tyrosine kinase sevenless
Biological process (GO): ephrin receptor signaling pathway; axon guidance; protein phosphorylation
Cellular component (GO): plasma membrane; signaling receptor complex; dendrite
Molecular function (GO): ATP binding; transmembrane-ephrin receptor activity; protein binding
Source: RefSeq, a predicted model, not a curated record
UAUAAAAAGAAUUGAGUUCAACGAUUUAUUGAAAAUUAUCUCACAAUAUUAGUUCACCCGUUUGAAUUGGGUUCUGUAAAAAUUAAAUUUAAUAAAUAAGGACAAAAAUAAACUUUUUUACUCAAACAAAGAACUUUUUCACAUUAAAACACCCUUUAAACGAAAAAUGUAAAGAAAACCAAAAAAAUUACAGCCAUGUUCAUCCAGAACUAAACUGUGCCAAUUAUAUUUCGAUUUUUCAGCCAAUUUCUUUUUCAAAGCUUCAAUAGUCCACUCAGUCAAAUAAAGCACUUCUUUUUCACACGAAAGCACUUUAAACACAAUAGAUAAAUGAAAGGCGAAAAAUAACACAUUCAUUCACUUCUUUACGGAAACGGAAAUCAUUACAACCCAUUAUCUGUUCCUACAUGUACACAAAAUUUUUCAAUCGCAUGUAUUAAAAAAAUAAUUAAUUUUUAAUUUACAAACUGUAUUAACUGUCUCUUCUUUUUUAACUUCAACUAAACUAUCAUUUUAUCAAACUAAGAGAAAUAAAGUUAAAUACUUGUAUGUGCACGGAAAUUUCUACUCACAUAAACUGCUCAUAUUCACCCAGAGAACAUAGUCUAGAAUCCCUGUUUUUCUGCUCUUUUUAUGUAAGCACUUAAUGUAAUUUUGCAGAAACAGAAGUCAUUUUCACACUUCAAAUUACACAUAUGUGUACAUUAUACACACAAUGAAAAAAUAUCAGGUUUACUUAUAAACAUAUUUUUUUCGUGUAUCGAAAAGCUCUCUGAAUUCGAUAAAGAUAUAUACAUAUAGGGAAUUGAAUCUAAGAGUCCACAUUGCAAGAAUAAAUAUAAUAUACUGACAUUCGAACUACAAGUACAAGUAAGAGCUGAGCUCGUUUUGAGCGAUCAGUUGUGAUUUGAGCGUGGUUCGGGAAACAACAUCAGAACAAAGAUAGCGAGAAUGUACACUAAAGUAAACCUAUGAGAACGCGCGUACUUUGUUUAACUUAUAAAUAUUGAAUAAAAACGAUAUACAAGUAUGCACGACAGUUACAUAUUAGAUUGUAUCUACAUAUUCAUAUACAUAUAUGGUAUAAAUGAGCGAAAGUGAAUAUAAAAGCGAUUUAUGAAAAUUUAAUUAUUAAAAAUGCCAGCAAAUAAAGCAAACAAUUAAUAUCGGAUAAUUUGAGUUUAUAGCUUAAUUAAUUUUUGAUGAAUGUCAAAAAUGUAUAGUAAUUAAAAUUUGAAACCCAAUAAAUUAACAAUGUUAUGACAAUAAUGGUUUAAUUACAAUAUAACAUAUUUACUUUUUAUAAACUUAAAAUGUGAUAUAAAAUCGGUCUAAUUAUAUUUACAUACAUACAACAAACAUUUCUCUAAGGAGAAAUACAUUUAUUUAACCGCACAUGUGAAUAUCUGCAAUGAAAAAUCUAAAUAAAUAUAUAUCAACUUACAUAUCGUAUGCGAAUUGAUAAAAAUUAAUUGAUGACACAAAAAAUUAAUUGAAUAAAAAAUACACGCAGCGUCUCAAGUUGACUUGAAGAAAACAAUUAACGCACUGGUAUAUACCGAAAAUUUCAAGAUUUCUGGUAAAAAACUAACUUUUGGAAUGUUCUUUAGAAUGUGUUUGUGAAUAAGAUCACACCUAUAAUGAAUUUACUAAACCAUUUACAUAGUAAACGCUACGACCGUUUCUUGUAGUAAAAAUUAAAUAAUCUGCAUAACCCAACAUACGUGAGGAAGGGAUCUUUACCGCAUGUAUACAUUCAUGCAUAUGUAGAUCAUAGCACAAGAACAAUUAAUAAUGAUUAUUCAUGUUGAUGUGUGGGCGCGACUACAUUCUGUUUGUCACAUAUCCUGCAAAUGUGCGAAAAAAAUAUGUGACGGAAUUUCAUUGACAUCAAUAAUGAAUUCAUUUCAUUGGCUGAUAAUACUCCUAUUGUUGGUUAGUUGUGAUAUGUGCAAAUCAAAUGAAUAUCCAGUGACAAACAAAGCAGUUACUGCAACGGACAGCACAAACAGUGGCGAGCAAGUAACGAGUGAUAUUACACAUCUGUUCGAUGCAAAUAUUGCACAGAAAACUGGCCCUGCACCUGAAUACACCACAACUCGAAGAGCAGAGAUUUUUGAUACGGAAAAUGUUAAAAAUGCAAUGAUUAUAAAUGUAACAAACGAGUGUAUGGAACACUGCAAACUGGAAGCAGCUUACUAUUUGAAUGAAUACGGAUUGGAUUGUGGUGCCAAAGGCGGGAGUCCCGUAUGCUUCGAGAAACAAUGCACAAAAGGAUGUGAACAAUGGAUGGAAGCGUUAACCAACUCUGAGAGCUGCCAGGAAAUAUGUGUUUCAACGCAACUACAUAGUCUGGAUUUACCAUGCACGUUUGCAUGCGAGAUGGGUCAAAGGCGAUACUGGGAUUACCAAAAGGAAAUGAUAGAACCAAAAAUAAAACUUGAAAUACCUUACAUAAAAAUGUCAAAUAACACAGAUGAUUUAAAAUUGGUUUGGAAUAUAUUGUUGCCUGAUUCUUUUUUCCAUCAGUUAAGCAUAUACAUUCAAUACCAAUAUAUUAAAGAAAACAAAUCCGAAGCACAAACUUGGGAAAAUCUUACAAAUUUUGAUUGCAACCGGUAUUUCGUGUGUGAAAUAUUAAAUGAUUUGAUUCCUUUUGCUGUAUAUAAGUUUCGUUACAAAAUGAAAUUUGGAAAAAAUACGAAUCAAAUUGUAUAUUCGCCACCAACGAAGUCAUUUAGGACCAAAGCUAAAGGAGUCCCACUUUCGAAACCACUGUUGAAACAAGCAAUUGCUUUGGAUCACAAUCAUAUCAGUAUCAUUUGGAAACCAGGUAUUUUUACUUGUGGGCCUUUAAAAGGCUAUGUGUUGACUUUGGAAAACACAAAUUCAUCACAAAAGCAGAUAUUACCUCACGACAGGGAAAACUUUGUUUUUUCCCAUUUGUUACCAGCUACGAAAUACUCUGUAAAACUAUCCAUGUUAAAUAUGGAGGGGGAAGGUAGUUUUGUUGAAACAUUUAUUCAAACAAAAGCUGCGUCUUUAUAUGGAAAUUCAGAGAACAUUGACCUAGUGCUUUUAGCUGGAGAAUAUAGCAUUAGAAUUAAAAGUUUAGAAUCUUUACCAGACUCUAAACUUGUUUUCGAAUGUGAAAAUCUCAUAAUAGAUUAUGCGCUUUACUCAUCUUUUGGAGAGUACUUUGUUUAUAUCAUUGAUUCAUUGGGAAAUAUUAUGAGACUUCCUUGGAAUGAUGAAAAACCAAGAGGCUCGAUUCCCACUUUAGAUAAAUUGGCUGAAUUUAUACCGAAGAAAAUGAGUGUGGAUUGGUUAAAUAAAAUGCUCUUCAUAGCAGUACAUACACCUAUUGCUGAGUGGGCAAUUAUUUCUACGGAUUUAGAUGGCAACUUUCCUAGUUUUAUAAUAAAAAAUGUUACUAAGUCAAUCGAUCACAUGGAAGUAGAUCCCAUAAAUGGUUGGUUAUUUUGGAUCAACAAUGGCAACCUUAUUCGAACAAAUCUUGCUACUAAUUACUCAGAGAUCAUAAUUAAGAGGAAUGUUGGUAUUUUUUCAAACAAUUAUCAAAGGAGUUUAUUAAUAUUUUACAACACAAGUGAUCACGAAUUAUAUGAAAGCACUUUUGAUGGGGAAUAUAUACAAAAUCUUCGUUUGAAAUUAUCUAUUAACAUGCCGCAAAUUCAAAGUUUUUGGUACAAUGGGAUUCAUCUUCUGGGCACGAAUGGUACUCAUCUAUUCAGGAAGAACUAUAAUGAACAUGAGUAUGACAUUUCGAUUGUGAAAGAGUUGGAAUGGUGUUGGAGUGUUACGCCAUUGACACGACAAACAAAUUUUAUACAAGCACAACCAAUGCUAGAAAAAAGUCCGGAUAAUUUGAGAGCUUUUGUCACUUCUAAGAUGGCGAAAAUUGUUUGGAAUGAACCUAAGCUAACUGAAUACCAGACAGAAUAUGCCUGGCGCAAGUGGGAUUAUGAGCUUGAAAUUAUGGACUUGGCAAGUAAUAGCGCUUUUAAUAUACGCAAUAUAAAGACAAACUAUUUCAAUGUGGAAAAAUUGCAACCGAACAAUGUGUAUAAGUUUCGUGUACGUGUAGUUCUUGGUGGUACAAUGGGCUCGUGGUCUAGAGCAUUGUUGACACGUACUUGGCCCUUUGGGGAGUAUACAUUUUUAGCAGCAAGCCUAAAUGGUAUAUACGAAAUUAAUGAAACCGGUGAGCAUGUAGAGCAGGUCGGUCAAAUGGAAAACGUAAGAGAUUUUGUGCAGUUGAAUGCAACAAUAUACUACAUUACUGAGGACAAUCGUUUGCAAUGUGCGAACAUCAUAAAUCCUGAGAUAAAUUGCUCAUUUACAGCCACAAAUGCGAUUAGCUUGUCAUAUGAGUGGCGAGGUGGGAAGAUGUAUUGGGUAGAUUCUCUGGGAAAUUGUGUGAAGAGAGCGAACUUAGAUGGCAGUCAACAAGAGAUGCUACCCAUAUUCAGCGCAGAGUACAUCGCAAUAGAUUCACAUAGUGGCCACAUUUACUACUCAACAAGAACGAGAUUAGUGAGACGAUUUUUAGGUGAUACGCUUGACACGGAUGAAUAUGAAUAUUACCAUACCAACACAAAUGAAGACGUAAUAAGUGAAUUUGCCUUGGAUAUUAUAGCGAAACGACUGUUUUGGGUUGUUCGAAAAGGCGAUGGAGACGUUCAGUUAUUCCGAGUAAGCAUUGACACGUUUGUAGAUGACUUGCAAUACAGUUUCAUAGAAAACGGCAUUCAAAUGGGCUCUUUAAAUUUUUUACAUGAAAUUGACAGUGUUAUUUGGUUGACGUCAAAUUCAAAUACAAUUAUUUUCGUAAGAACCGGCAAUUCAACUAAUGAAAUGCAAAUUCAACUACCUCAGUUAAGCAAAAUAAACUGCAUUCAUUUAAAGUCAAGUUAUAUACCAUCCAUUGAUUUGUCUGUUGUUCCUGAAGCUGUUGACAUCAAAAGUAUUCGUAUUAAUCAAGCCUAUACAAAUGAAUGGGUUAUUAGAUGGCAUCCGGUUAAUACUUCGGAAAAUUAUGCAAUAUUCUACAACAUUCUAUUACAAUUUAAUAAUUCUAAUUACCAAACAAAUGUAAUUUAUAAGACUAACGAAUCAUUCGUAAUAAUGGAUAAAACUCACACAUUGGAGUCAUAUUUUAAUAUUUCUAUAACACCGUUCACAUAUUGGAGCAUUGGUUCACCCACGAUUCUACAACUUUUUAUUCCUAGUACUAGUAUAUUCCCUCCAGAGCGAAUGCGAAUUUUUAUUGAGCCCUUCAAUGACCCACUUGAGGCUAAAAACAAUAUUACCGCAACUGUUCGUUGGGAAUCUCCGGAAAAUGAAAACACCUCUUCUAAAAUAGCAUAUAAAAUAUAUUGCUGGCUUGGAAAGAAACUGCACGCUGAAAGAAUUUAUAAUUCAAGUAAUGAAAGAUUUUUUGAAAUAUCAAUUGAUGGUCUGCAUAUUGGAGAGUCUUAUGUUUUCCAAGUUCAAUCUUUUAUAUCGGGAAUUGAAAAACUAGGGCAAAACAGUACACUUCAACUUCACAUUAACCCAGAAGUUCAAUCCAAACCCAUCUUUAUAUAUGCCACAAGUGAAUAUAUUGCAGAAUACGAUCUGGAUUUGAAUAUCAACAAAGUAUUAAUACAAACCAGCAGUCAAGUGGAGCAUUUAGCAGUUAUGUCAAGCGAAAAACGUAUUUUGUGGGUAAACGAAAAUGUAGAGCUUAUUUCGGCAACAGCUGGUUUAAAACCAAUCAAAUUAGCCAGAAUGCGGGCUGAAGUUCUGUCUUUGACAGUCGACUGGAUUCAACGGAUUGUAUACUGGGCUGAAUUGGAUACAGAUGAUAAGUCCAGUGUCUCCAUAUAUGAGCUUGAUUUAUGUCAGUUCGAAGGAAAAGUAAUGGCACCACAUAAAUUACUUACUCUUGACAGAGGGAAAAAUGUGCGAGACCUCACUAUAAUGCCAUUUUUGAAUAUUCUUCUUUGGCUUGAACGUGACAAGGAAGCUAAUAUUUCUACUCUUGUUGGUCGAAUUUUGAGUAAUUCCACUUUCAUGGAUUUCGAAACGACAUAUUUUCACAAAAUGUUUGUGUCAUCACUGGAAUCUGUUAGCCUGGUAGAUAUGGAUGGAAAUAUUUGUAUUUAUGACAUUUCAAAGCGUAUGUGUAGUUCACAAAUCGAAGCAGUUCUGGCCAAACCAGAGGAAAUAUUUAAAAUAGACCGUGAUAGCAAUUAUAUAUAUCUAUUAGAAAAUGAAAAAGUAUAUUCAUAUAGUGUUCAAAAACAAAAUUUUGAAUAUCAAGUAAACAUUAAAGACAUAAAAAAUGUAAAGGCAUACAACUAUCAACAUUUUCCGGAGCGCAACUGCCUUUUACCGGAUCAUGAUAUGUUAUCAAAAAAUAAGCAAUUGUUAAACCCUAAGAUAGUUUAUGUGAGUGAAAACUAUAUGACCUUGAAUUUUCCAAACCUAUAUGAAAUUGAGAAAUGUACAGUAAAAGUUCCGGGGAUAAAACAUACUUUAUGGAUUACAGAUAAUUACAAAGAGUCGCGAAGCCACAUAACGUUAGAUAACACUCUAAACGUAACAAAUAUUCAGCCUUUUACCAAUUAUACUAUACAAUUGUCUAUAUCAUCUUAUUAUCAAAGAAAAUUCAAAUUAGAUGAAUGGUAUUCUGAUAUUAUUACAGUGCUCACAGAUGUAGGUACACCUUCUGUGCCUGUCAAUUUCACGGCAUAUGCCUUAAAUCCCACACAAAUUUAUGUUACAUGGAAUCCUCCGGAGCGACCUAAUUGUGGAAAAGUAUGGUAUGAACUACAUUGGCAAGAAAUGAUCUCUAGUGAAAGGGCAUACAAACGAAUUAACAGUCUAAACUAUUUACUUACGAAUUUAGAAUCUUCUCGAGAGUAUAAACUUUGGUUGAAAGCUUUUUCUAACAAAUCCAAAUUCAACAGCACACUUUCGGUCAUAGUGAAGACAUUUGAAACUCCUUCUCGACUUUGGCUAGUAAAAAAAUCUGCUCAUAACUUGACUUUAAGUUGGGUUACUUCGGAUAAUGUUACUAGGUCGGUUCUCGCUUGCCAAGAAGUAAAUGGCGAUAAUGAGUUCAGUAUUGAUAUUACAGAAGAUUCAUCUUUAAUAGUUGUACCAAAUUUAGAUCCAAAAACGAAAUAUCAGUUUUUCCUUGAAAUAUUUUAUGGAUCUCUUGUAGAUCCUUAUAUAUGGCCAGAGGUACCUAAUGAAUACUUCAUUUAUGAAACCCUGGGCGCAUCUCCUGGACGACCAGGUCAACCGCAGAUCGAACAUACCAUAAGGGACGUGUUUAGAAUAUUUUGGGACGCAGCUCCAAAUAAUGGGGAGUUAAUAGCAGAAUAUUCUUUGGAGGCGUUACAAGCUCGUAAAACCAAACGCAUAAGAAGAAGUCAAGCGACAAAUCUAGACUACAUGAAUAAUUCAGUAGACAAUUUCAGUCAAAUUCUUUGGGCCGAAGAACCAAGUCCAAUUGAAGAUAAAUGGAUAGUGGCAUGUAGUACAACCAAAUUAAAUUGCAUUAUACGAGAAAUUUAUAUACAGAGACUUUUGAUGUUCCGAGUGCGCGCAAGAAAUGAGUUAUAUGGUUGGGGUCCAUAUAGCUUGGAUAGCGAACGAAUUUCAGAACCUUUUGUGUCUCCAGAAAAAAGGGACUCAUUGGUAUUAGCUAUAAUAACUCCGGCAGCUAUUGUUUCUACAUUUGUGCUUAUUUUGAUUUUAUUACGUACAUUACAAGUUAGACGACAAAAAGCUAAAAAACUACUUGAAAAAAGCCGUCCAAGUAUAUGGAGCAAUAUCUCUACACUGCAGCACCAGCAACUUAUGUCAUCUCGUAAUAGAGCAUUUUCUACCACAAGCCAUUCGACAUUGUACACCGGUGGUCCUUUAAGUGAUGCCGAUAUUGCUCUUUUACCACACAUCAAUUGGAGUCAAAUAACAAUAUUGCAUUUCUUGGGGAGCGGUGCAUUUGGAGAAGUGUAUGAAGGAUUAAUAAAACAUGAAAACAGUGAUCAACAGAAAAAAGUUGCUAUUAAAAGCCUCAGAAAAGGUGCUAGUGAAUUUGCUGAACUUCUGCAAGAAGCUCAAUUAAUGAGCAACUUCAAACAUGAUAAUAUUGUCCAACUUAUUGGUGUUUGCUUUGACACUGAGUCUAUCUCUAUAAUAAUGGAGCAUAUGGAAGGAGGGGACCUACUGACUUAUAUCCGCAACUCAAGACCGAACUCUAAGAGGCCUAUAGCUUCUCUGAAACUCUUAGACCUAACAUCGAUGUGUAUUGACGUAUGCAAAGGUUGUUGUUAUCUAGAAGAUAUGCAUUUUGUACACCGCGACCUCGCUUGUCGUAACUGCUUGGUAUCUUCCAAUGAUCCAAGUAAGCGUAUGGUGAAAAUUGGUGACUUUGGAUUAGCUCGUGACAUAUAUAACAGCGACUAUUAUCGUAAGGAAGGUGAAGGUCUUUUGCCAGUUCGAUGGAUGUCUCCAGAAAGUCUAGUCGAUGGUAUUUUCACAACACAAUCUGACGUGUGGGCUUUUGCCGUUCUUUGUUGGGAAAUAUUUACUUUAGGCCAGCAGCCUUAUGCUGCAAGAAAUAACUAUGAAGUCCUAAAUUACGUGAAAGACGGAGGAAGACUAGAGAAGCCUGAAAUGUGUCCCGCUGAGCUAUUUACUUUGUUAUUGCAAUGUUGGAGUGAACAGCCGGAAGACCGACCAUCGUUUGAAAAAUGUUUUGUUGAAUUAUUAAGAAUUAAAACAGAGUUAAGACGAGUUAAUUUAGGAUUUACAAAUGAUAGCUCUGAUAAUGCUUUAUAUGCUAAUCAGGAAGAAAGUUGUUUAAGUACAUUUCCAAUGACCACAGUUGCAAAAGAAAAUGCUCAUAAUGUUCCCACUGAGGCAGUCUAUGGUGGAAAAUUGUUAAAGACCAAUGUAAACUUGCCAGCUCAGUUCGAAACAUUUUACCAAGACGUUGAUACAAAAACAAUAUCUGACGAUUCUCAGUUAAUCGAAACGAAAAUAGAAGCAAUUAAUAUUGGUCAAAUUAAUGAAGCUAUAUCCAGGCUAUGAAAACCCGUCCAACACAAACCAAUUUAUGAAUAUGAGUAUUUACAACAAAAACUCGAUUUAUUAUAUUUUCAAUAAAGAACUGACGAAAAGUUAUAUAUUAUAAUUUACCAUUAUGUUCGAAUUUUGUACAAAAAUAUGUCACAUAACUGUUAGAAAUGUUUAAUUCUUGUUAAUAUCUGAUUUGUUAUUUGAAGUACUCUAUUAAACUUAACUCAAUUUUAAAGUAAAAGUAAAUUUUAAAUUAAACUAAUUUACAUAAUGAUUACCACAAGAUAAACUAACAAUUGUAUACUUUUCACAAAUCCCUCUUUCUUACAAGAGUUCAAAAUGCCGCAAAGAACUGAAAACAUACACAAACACACACAAAGAAAUUUCAAGUUUCAAUUACAUCUGCUUCAGUUGUUUUUCAGUUAUUCCAUCAACACCUUGCACACAAAAUAUUUGCUUUGAAUAAAACCCCCUGAGGAUUACUUUUUGUCCCUAGAGUUGCACGUGCUGCUUUAAGAAAGAAACUUAACUGAAGGAAUGAGUAAGAAGAGACAGCCAAUUGGCAGGUAUAAGCAAAUUAUGUUAAAUUCGUAAUAUGGCAUUCAGCAACACAAUAAUAAAACCCCACCCACUUAUUACUUAUUCAUAUUUUUUUAAAUCCCAAACAGUGAGAGCUAUUAUUAAGAUGUAUAGCAGUAAAGCUCCGGCUACAUUUGAUGUGCUUCCAAAGGAGAGUAGUGUUAUUUUCGCUGCCUCCAAAUAGUAAAUGAUUUUUUCUGACAAUUUUUUUAUAUAAAGAACGAUGUACAUAAUCGAUGAUUUUGAAAGAACUAUCGAAAAGCAUUGUCAUUCCGCGUUAUAAAAAUAUUAAGCUAUAUGACUUAUAUACAAUAAACGAUUAAAUUAUGUGUCUAUUAUACCGCAUAUACUCUGAACUAUUUAUGAAUAAUACGAAUAAUUGUUAAAUGUCUAACAAAAAAUUGUAUCAUACCUUUUGAGAUUGUUUGUUUGCCAAAGAGACUCUUCACUUGUAUUAGAAUUGUAAUUAUAGACUACCGAAGAAGGAAGUAGAAAUGCACUUUCUGAAAUUAGACCAAAAGGCUUACAGUUAGAAUUUUUUUGAUAUAGAAAAUGUCUUAUAUUUUUAAAAUAUUUUAAUAUUUGAUUACCAAGUUAUAUGCAAUUAAGAACAACAAGAAUAUUGUGUAAAAAUGUUGUUCUGAGUGGAAUGUAUUGACAAAUUAUUAUUAAUAAAAAAAAGCGAAACCAAAGUUAAACGGUGGUUGAUGAACCAGAAAUGGUAAAA